Paramecium sonneborni is the source of this 822-nucleotide messenger RNA. NCBI's taxonomy places the organism in Eukaryota, Ciliophora, Oligohymenophorea, Peniculida, Parameciidae. The record is from the annotation of a GenBank genome assembly.
AUGCUAUAAAAAAUAUUAACAUUAAUAUUUGCUCUAUUAGAGUUAUUUGUCUUAUACUACCUACAUUUUAAUUUAGAUUAAUUGUGCACUUAGAUAGUCAUACUUAAGCAAUUAUUAGCUAUUUUAUCCUUAAUUAUACCAGGUAAAAUAAAUAUUUUUAAAGUAGCUCUAAAAAAUAUAAAAUGCUCCUUACUUUUAUAACCAAUCUAAACUAGCAUCUAAUUUGGAUUUUUUUCAUAUUUUAUAACAAACUAUGCUAUUGUAAAUUUCAUAUUGAGUGUCAUCAUAAGAUUAUUUGUAAUUGCUUUUAUCAUUAUUUUUCCAUUUUUUAUAUUUCUUACAAUGAAAUUAUGUAGUUUCUUAAAUUUUGUUGGAUUAAUAAUCUCAAUAUAUUUAUUGAUUGAUUUAUCAUGGAAAACUGGUGUGCAUUUUUAAUAUAAUCUUAGACAUGCAUAAAUUGUAUCUUUAAUUCCAGGAUUUAUAUACAUUUACUAUUUAUUUACUUGCGAAAAUAUUGUCUGUAAACUUUCUAUAUUAUUACCUUUACUAUAAUUUAUUAUUACUGACAAAGGAUCACUUAUAACAUCUCUUAUGGUUUGUGUUUUUAUGAUGUAGACAUCUAUUUUGACGAUCUACAUCAUUUAAAGUUUACUACUAUUUUAUGUCAUUUUUGGAAUGAAAAAUAAAUUUGCAUAUAUAUUAAUUGGAUUUAUUAUAUCUUGUACUGUAGAUAUAACAGAAAGCAGCAUGACAUAAAUAUUAUAUUUUAUUAUUUAUGUGAUUACUUUAAUUCAAACAAGACUUAAAUAAAAACUAGAAUGA